Molecule: messenger RNA, 1747 nt
Organism: Spirometra erinaceieuropaei
Lineage: Eukaryota; Metazoa; Platyhelminthes; Cestoda; Diphyllobothriidea; Diphyllobothriidae
Source: the annotation of a GenBank genome assembly
AUGGACCUCCUCACUGCUGCCUGUGACAACUUCGGCCAAGUUAUCAACACGGAGAAGACGGUGGCCACGCAUCAACCGCCACCUGACGCUGCCUACAUCCCACCCAAACUUAACGUGAACGGCGUCCGACUGCGAGUCGUGAACAACUUCGCCUAACUGGGCGACACCUUCCUCCCAAAAUCGACAACGAAGUUGCCUGCUGCAUUUUCAAAGCCAGCCAAGCCUUCGGCCGUCCGCAGAACACCGUCUGGAACCGUCAUUUUCUCCAUCUCAAUACGAAGCCGAAGAUGUACAUACCAGUCAUCCUGUCGACGCUGUUGUAUGGAGCGGAGACUCAGACGGUGUACAAGAGGCAGGCGCGGAGACUCAAUCACUUCCACCUCAACAGUCUUUGACGGAUACUGAAGCGGGGGUGGCAGGAGCGGAUCCUGAACACUCACCAACUAGAACGGACGGGAAUCCUCAGCAUCAACGUCAUACUGAGACAGCUGCAACUGCAUUGGAACGGCCACUUCGUGCGGAUGGAUGACGAGCGGCUACCCAAAUGACUCUUCCAUAAAGAUUUCGCCAAGGGUUCUUUUCGACAAGGAGAUCAAGCUCGGCGCUACUAGGACACUCUGAAGGCUUCCCGGAAGCGUCUGCAGAUCGACCUGGCCAACUGGGAAGACCGAUUCCGGCACCGACCGACCUGGAGAAGAACAUUGAAGACAGGCUCAGCGAUCUAUGAAUUCAACCGUAUCGCCACCGCUAAAGCCAAACGUGAAGCUCACAAACCUCAACUGCCCCUGGAUCACAACGCCGAUUCUCAGCGGUCCCAACCUGCCCACAAUGUCAUCGGACUUUCCAGAAACCAACUGGCCUUAUAGGCCAUCUUAAGACCAACUGCAGCACACGGACUACACCAGCCACUGUUUCCCCGUCCACCUCUGUCCUGCUUCCCACGUCGACAAUCAUCACUGAUCGCACUCCCGAACCCCCACUUCUAUCCUGCUCAUCCUCCUACUCCAUUGUGUCAGCAUCUGCUGCGGCGGUUCCUGUAUCCACCACCACUGCACACAAUUCUGGAAAACCAACAAUCAUUAACCUCCCGGCCGCCAACACCAACGAUGUGAACUCGAUCUAUGCAUGUCCUCAUUGCGACCUCACACAUCGGCCUGGUCGGUCACUUACGAAUUCACCGCACAGUGACUGGCGAACCAGUGCCUGGAGCCCCAACCUUCACUCGCCGCAUUCGCCUCCAUUAUCACAUUCUUCCCGCACAUCUACUCCCUUCACGGGACUAUUCUUUCACAUGCGUAUUCAUGAGGGCGGAAUUAGCCUCAGUCUCGACACACAUAGCACCUCCUGCACAUCCACCAUGCCGAGUUUAAUCCACACCCAGUCGCCUACCAAACCCACCACCAUCAGCUCCGUCACACUCAGCACAUCUGGCAAGUCCACCAUGUCUAAUCCAACGCGCACCCCGAUGCCCAGCGUGUCCAUCAUUAACAGCCCCACCACUGUCACCAUCCCCGAAACCGACACUGACACCGCCGACUUUUCCGGUCCAUACUGUCCCCGUAUAUUCACCUCACGCAUCGGCCUGGUCGGUCAUUUGCGAGUCCAUUGCACAGUGACUGACGAACCAGUGCCUGGAGCACCAACCUACACUUGCCACAUUCGUUAUUACUACUCCCACUGCACCUGCACAUUCAUUCAUCGCAUGGGCCUAUUAGGCCACAUGCGCGUCCAUGAAGACCUGCGGUAG